AUGAAGAAGCAGAAGUGGAUGCGACACGGCCACAAGACGCGGACGGCCAGCAUGAGGAAUGGAUGCUCCCUUCGUGGCCGCCACAACCUUGGCAUGGAGCCACGGCCGGAUCCCACUGCUCUGGGUGUGUGGCUAGUGCUGUACUGCAUGCAUGUGGAGCGCUCUGGGGAGAAUUGUACAGUGCACACCAACGAGGCUGGCGACGACAUCAUCAUGAUGUGCAAUGACUGCAUUCAUGCCUUGGAAUGCGGACGCAUCCCGGAGGCUGCUCUCGCACGCUAUGAUGGUGGAGACGUGCCGGAAAUCAAUCAGGAUGGGCAGCAUCUGGAGUGGCCUACCGUGCUGGAAGCCAACAUACUGGGGCUGGGCCAUGUGCAGCAGCAGAUCUACACGCUUAAGGUUAAGAACCGGCCGCCUGACUUGCAGCCCAUCACCGUCACAAUGCACAAGAUAGCCAUGGCGAACCCAUCACUCGAUCAGUGGGUGGACACCAUCCCAUGCUCUGCUGUGUCGUUGCCGGAGAACAUCACCGUCCUCUGCAUGGAUGUCGUCAGCAGCAAGGAGGAGCUGCUAGAAAAGCUCAAGAGCACCAAGGUGUUGUCCAUCCGAGCAGCUAAUAUUGUGGCCUGGGUCAACUACCUCAGCAACCUCACCUCCGAGAGGCAUAUCGAUGACCAAGCGAUGAAGGAGUGGCAGGCAAUGGACCCAGAGUGUGAUGAUGCACGAAACCCGGUGGAGCUACACCGUGAGCUGACAGCGGAACACCGGCUGGUCUUUGCGUCUGGGGGCCGUGGUUCUAAGAUCCUGGACUACUCCCGGGAAGAUGUGCUUGCCAGCAACUUCCCCACCGCAUUUCUGUACACAAAGGGCGGCCUCCGUCCCCUGGGUAUGAGCAACCGGACCUUCUUCCAGCAUGUGUCUACGCGUGUGCCACAGCAGCAGCUCAGCGGCAACCUCCUCAUGCUCGCCCGCAUGGUGGACGUGCUCAACAUGGAGGACGCAAAAGUGCAGACAUGGGUUACAGUGAAGUGCUGCCAGCAGGACAUCGACACGGUGGGCGCCAUCCCGCGAGAGGCUGUCAAAGCGAUGGCGGACAUCCUGGCAUUGCCGAAGAUGCACCCGGAUCGCCGCCACCUGCUCCAAGACAUGUCACCUCUCGUGCACACCCUCGUCACCUCUCUUCGGCGAACAGUCGCACGCAUCGACAUGACAGAUGCAUAUUACCACAACAUGCACGCCAAUCUACGUGUGCGGCUGCAGUCGUGGCCGCUGGGCAGUUUCUGGAAUUUGCUCGCCUUUAUGGACAUCCUUUUUGGUUUCAAACCUGGCGACAAGCGGCAGAGCAACCCCGACUGCUUCUGUGGCACCGUGUUCCACAUCUGCAUCUGUUACAUGGCGGCCCGCGGUGAGGAACUGCAUCUCUUCGCAGUGCCCUGCAUGAUGGCUGACUUUUGCAAUGCAACGCUCCGGUGCUGCUAUACUACACAUUCCUAA
Molecule: messenger RNA, 1494 nt
Organism: Volvox carteri f. nagariensis
Lineage: Eukaryota; Viridiplantae; Chlorophyta; Chlorophyceae; Chlamydomonadales; Volvocaceae
Exons: 6
Coding region: 1-1494 (497 amino acids)
Source: RefSeq, a predicted model, not a curated record